This is a messenger RNA of Vicia faba (fava bean), 1533 nucleotides long. NCBI's taxonomy places the organism in Eukaryota, Viridiplantae, Streptophyta, Magnoliopsida, Fabales, Fabaceae. The record is from the annotation of a GenBank genome assembly.
AUGGCGCACAAGCAUUUGUGGGUGGUUUGCUGUUUGUGGGCUUUAACAUGCUCACUUCUUCCUUGUUUCUCGUAUGGAUUUAUGAGAAUUGAUUUGAAGAAGAGAACUCUUGAUCUUGAUAGUAUUAAAGCUGCUAGAAUAGUAAGAGAAAGGCAAAGGUUAGGCAGACCCGUGUUGGGCGCAUAUGAUCACUACACCGGGAAACUAACCGAUGAUGAUGAUGCUAUAGUACCUUUGAAGAAUUAUUUGGAUGCACAAUAUUACGGAGAGAUUGGAAUUGGCUCACCCCCUCAAACCUUUAAUGUCAUAUUUGAUACCGGUAGUUCAAACCUUUGGGUUCCAUCGUCCAAGUGCUAUUUUUCUCUUGCCUGCCUCACCCAUCAUUCAUACAAGUCAAAGAAAUCCAAAACAUAUACCAAAAACGGAACAUCAUGUAAAAUACGUUAUGGAUCUGGAGCAAUAUCUGGUUUUUUCAGUCAAGAUAAUGUUAAACUUGGUGAUGUUGUUGUCAAGGAUGUGGAUUUCAUUGAGGCUACCCGUGAAGGAAGUAUUUCGUUUGUGCUAGCGAAGUUUGAUGGGUUACUUGGGCUUGGGUUUCAGGAGAUCUCCGUUGAAAAUGCUGUCCCAGUAUGGUACGAAAUGGUGCAGCAAAAUCUUGUAAGUGAGAAGGUGUUCUCUUUUUGGCUCAAUGGAAAUCCAAAAGCUAAAAAGGGCGGUGAGCUAAUUUUGGGUGGUGCUGAUCCCAAUCACUACAAAGGAAAACAUACAUAUGUUCCUGUCACUCAAAAAGGUUAUUGGCAGAUUGAAAUGGGAGAUUUUUUCAUUGGAGGACUCUCAACAGGUGUCUGCGAAGGUGGCUGUGCUGCUAUUGUGGAUUCAGGAACAUCUUUGCUUGCUGGUCCAACUACUGUUGUGACCCAAAUCAACCAUGCUAUUGGAGCUGAAGGGGUUCUGAGUGUAGAAUGUAAGGAAAUUGUUACUGAAUAUGGAGAAAUGAUUUGGGAUCUCUUGGUAGCAGGGGUACGACCUGGUGAUGUAUGUUCACAAGUUGGUUUAUGUGGUGCCAAAAGAGAUCAAUCAAAGAGCAUGGGAAUUGAGAUGGUGACUGAAAAGGAAGAGGGAGAGUUAUCUGCUAAAGAUACUGCUUUGUGCUCUUCCUGUCAGAUGCUUGUGGUUUGGAUCCAGAAUCAGCUAAAACGAAAGACAACCAAAGAUAGAAUAUUUAACUACGUGAAUCAACUGUGCGAGAGCUUGCCAAGUCCAAAUGGAGAGUCCGUAGUAGACUGCAAUAGCAUUCAUCAAUUGCCAAAUAUUUCGUUUACUAUUGGAGAUAAAUCUUUCGUCCUCAGUCCAGAGCACUAUAUUUUGAAAACUGGAGAAGGUCUUGCAGAAGUCUGUCUUAGUGGGUUUAUUGCUUUUGACAUUCCUCCUCCAAGGGGUCCUCUCUGGAUUCUUGGUGAUAUUUUUAUGAGGGUAUAUCAUACUAUCUUUGACUAUGGAAAUCUCCAACUUGGUUUUGCUGAAGCUGCCUAG